AUGCUUAGUUUCGAGCGUUUCAGAUCCACAAUGCCAAGAGAUGAUCCGAUAGUUGAGGAAGAACGAAGAGCUCAUACAGCGACGGAUCUGCUGCGGAUGCGCCUUGAGAGGUUGCAGCAGAACAUCAAUAAGCCUGCACCAAUACCUGCACGUCGCGCCGAGAUCAAGCCUCCCCGUCCACCUCCAGAAUUUGUCAGAAAUGUCGUCGGUUCGUCCGCAGCAGCAGGAAGUGCAGAAUACCAUAUCUACAGGAUCAAUCGUAAGAAAGAACAAAAUCGACUAGAUUACAUAGCUAAAGUAGCGGAGACAGAAGAGCUCGAUGAGCAGUAUAGGAAGCACAAGGAAGAAAUAGAAAGGAUAGAAGCGGAGCGCACGGCAAAGAAAAGGGCGAAACGGCUGCGUAAGAAGGAGAGAGCAAAGAGGCGGAAAAAGGUGAAAAACGAGGAAAGUAGUGAAGAAAGCUCAGAUAGCUCCGAUGAAGAAGAAGGAAGUGGCAAUGAGAAUGAUCAAAGCAGUGAGAAGAAAAGCACAUGUGAGGAGCAAGCUAAGGAAUCAAUAGACCAGGAUCUCGUCAAAGAAGAAGUAUCGCCAUAA
Cooperia oncophora is the source of this 594-nucleotide messenger RNA. NCBI's taxonomy places the organism in Eukaryota, Metazoa, Nematoda, Chromadorea, Rhabditida, Trichostrongylidae. The record is from the annotation of a GenBank genome assembly.